CUUGUGAGCGCUCUUUGACACCGCCCCUCCGCAGGGUGCAGCGGGGACCGACGGGAGCAGCAAACUGUCGGUUAGGUCUGCUGCUGGGUGUAAACAAAUAUCUACAACACCGACACGAUGUACGGAACACAAGUCCACCGAAACGAGCCGCCGCCGCCGCCGCUAACCUCCACCAUGUAGACCGACGCCUACGCUUCAAGUCCGGGGACGUUACGACGUUUGGUUGUUGACUGUAGCUGACGUUAGACCUGUCGGUGCUCUGCCCGACGGUGGCACAGGUAUCUUUAUGCUCCGGUUGUCACAAUGGUCGUCAAAUAACGUUCACUAGCGGUUAGCAAACCGUAUGAAUCCGCCUGUUCCUGCAACCGACCUGCACUAGUUAGCUAUAUUGUUAUUAUUAUUAUUAUUACUAUUAUUAUUACUGUUAUUUUAGAGGUACGCGAACAUGGCAUCGCCCGCUGAGCACGACCUGGCUCUGUCUGAAGCGGACAACAGCAAGGAGAAAGCUCAGGUGUUUGGGAUUUUGAGGCUGCAGGAGGAGAAAUCUGUUGUUGUGGAUAAAGCUAGCAGUAGCAGCACCGUGAGAGGAGGAGGAGGAGGAGGAGGAGGAGACGGGCGAUGGCAGGCUCCUAUCUUCGCUCUGGCCAGGAAAGCAUCCGAGACCAUCUCAGGGAGCAUUCACGUCCUGCCCAAAGUGUCGGAGCACAGGACGUCUCUGCCCGGGGACUGGGCCGUCCAAGCCCUGCGAGACCCCAUGGCCAUGGAGCGAGCCAACCUGCUGAACAUGGCCAAGCUGAGCAUUAAAGGACUGAUCGAAUCGGCUCUGAGCUUUGGACGAACACUGGACUCCGACUACCCACCUCUCCAGCAGUUCUUUGUUGUCAUGGAGCACUGCCUCAAACAUGGCCUUAGAGUGAAGAAGUCCUUUCUGGGCUUUAACAAGUCUCUGUGGGGUCCUCUGGAGUUGGUGGAGAAACUGUGUCCUGAAGCAGCUGAGAUCUCAGCCUCUGUACGAGACCUGCCUGGACUUAAGACUCCAUUAGGCAGGGCCAGAGCUUGGUUGCGUCUGGCUCUCAUGCAGAAACGGCUGGCCGACUACCUACGACUCCUCAUCACCAGAAAAGACCUUCUCAGUGAUUUCUAUGAGAAUUCAGCGCUGAUGCUGGAGGAGGAGGGAGCAGUGAUCGUGGGCCUGCUGGUGGGCCUGAACGUCAUCGAUGCUAACCUGUGUGUCAAAGGCGAGGACCUGGACUCCCAGGUUGGGGUGAUCGACUUCUCCAUGUACUUGAAGAAUGACAUUGAUGAUUACAGGAGUGAAGAGAGGAAUAGCCAGAUAGCCUCCAUCUUGGAUCAGAAGAACUAUGUAGAAGAACUGAACCGACAACUCAACUCUUCAGUUCAUGGUCUUCAGGGCAGAGUGGACUCGCUAGAGAAGUCCAACUCUAAACUCAUAGAGGAGUUAGCCAUAGCCAAGAACAACAUCAUCAAACUGCAGGAAGAAAACCAGCAGCUGAGGAGUGAAAACAGCCUUAUUCUGCUGAAGGCACAACAACAGUUAGAGCUAACCCAAGGCGAUGUGACAGUGGAGAGAGAUACGUACAAACAGUCACGUCAGGGUUUGGAUGAGAUGUACAAUGAGGCUCGAAGGCAACUGAAGGAGGAGUGUCAGCUCCGACAGGAUGUGGAGAAUGAGCUGGUAGUUCAGGUGUCGAUGAAACAGGAAAUGGAGCUGGCCAUGAAACUUCUUGAAAAAGAUAUUCAUGAAAAACAGGACACACUGAUCGGACUGAGACAUCAACUAGAUGAAGUCAAAGCCAUCAAUGUAGAAAUGUACCAGAAGAUGCAGUCGUCUGAUGACGAGAUGAAGAAAAAGAACAACAUGAUCACUCGUCUGGAGGAGAAGACCAAUCAGAUCACUGCCACGAUGAAGCAGCUGGAGCAAAGUGAUAAGGAUCUGCUAAGUCAGACCAGAACGCUUGCUAUGUCAUUUGUUAAGUGUGCUAGCACAGACACAGAGCACCAGUACAAGCUAGUCAAGGACAUCUCCUUCUGAGGACCAACAUGCACAUAUACACGCAGACGCAGACACACGAUGGCUUAUGACUGAAUGAAUAAAUGGACUUAACUUAAAGGAACAUUCCUGUUUUUUUGCACACAAUAUUCAGAUGGUUUUAUGGCCUGAGAGCAGCCACAGAAUCAGGUGAAACUGGAAUACUUGGGUUGGUGCUUUAGUCACUGAAACAUGCUGAUCAUCAGCAGAGUGCUGGCAUUCAUAGAGACCACUGCAACAUGUUUCAUGAUCUUAUAUCCUCAUCAGACAAACUUUGCUGGGUUUGAGCUAAAUGAAGAUAUAUUUCUUCUGAAUGUCCUGGUUUAGCUGGUCAGAGAACGGUCUGAAUAUUACAUCAGUUGUACUUCAAUAGAUACUUUAGAAACAUUUUAAAUUAAUCAUACGCUACUUUAUCUAUUCACUCACAUGCUCAGCUGUGCACACUCACACAAUAAUACAUACAUAUGCUACUACUACUAUUCUUCCUGUCUUCAGUAGUCAGUUUAUAUGCAGUAACACUGACAGUAAGAUAGUUGGCUCUCAGAUGUAAUAAUAGGGUAGUUGUUGUUCACAUUGAGUUAGAAUGAGUAUAGUGGGCUUUCCCACUCGUAUCACAACUACGGAGUGGUUUAUGUGGCAACACCCAGAGCCGAGUGCCCUGUAGCGUUUAGGGACUGUAUGAAAAUGAUUGGGGAAGGGAGGGGGGUAAUAUUUGAUUAUUCCCAUUACUUUCAUCAUUAAUAACUAAAAGUGCAAAAUAAUGUAAGUUGUGUACUCCAGUUUAAACCUUAAUAUGAUAAUGAGAUAAUGCCCUUCACAUAGCUACCAAUUGCACAAUAGAAAUGGAAUUACAUUUCAAACUAAGGCAAAUAUACAAAAUGAUGUGUCCUGUCUACCAAAUAUUCCAGCCGUACUUUACUUUUUACUUUACUGUAGUUCUGCUUUCUGAAUAAAGAUGCAGAAUGAAGUUAAAGGUGGGAGCUGCUAUGGCACACCAAUAAAAGACUCCCUGGAGAGAUAAUGUUCAAUAAGUAAUUUUUGUACAGUCCCUUGCUUAGUGGCAUCCAUGUUGGCUCUGCAGAGAUUGAUGAGUAACUUGUGAUUUUGCGCUUUGCUGUCUUUUUGACCUUAUUGCAGCCAACAGGGUUUAGACCUAAAGCUCGAGCAGGAACAUGAAAACUACAACCAUGUUCCUGCAGCUGUCCGCGUUUCAUCACAGUCAGUCAGUGGUGUUCACUCCAGAUGUCAGACAGGAGUUUGCUUGUGCAGCCUCUUGCUUUUAAUUUGUUGCCAGUUUGCUCUGCAUGUGCUGCACCUCUGACCUGCUUCUGACUGGCUGUGAUGACCCUCGCUGUGUCCGAAAUCAGCCCAUUGUUCGCUCACCUCUUUCUCUGUAAUACACACUCAGUAGUUCACUCUGUAGUGAAUCAUAAAUUGAGAUUUUGGACACUUAGGAACAUUUUAAAAUGUAACUAUGCAGUUUGUAGGAUUGUUAGCAGAAGGUAGUAGACAUGCACAUGGACUUUUUGAGGGCAAAUUUCAGGGGGUAGGGGGGUAAAUUUCACACUCAGAAUUUGGGAACUCUAGUGCACUCUACAGUAAAAAAUGAAUGAUUUUGGACACAGCCAGUCUCCUUCUUGCUCUUCAUCCUCCUAAAGAUUUACAUAAACUGAGUUUUAGCAGAUGUAAACAGCUCAGUGAGACCAGCUCAAUUCAUGUGCUUCGUCUCUGUAGAACAGAACUGAGCCAGGUGUAAAGAAUUGUAGUUACACAGCUGUAAACCUCUGGAGCUUCUGCCAAGGGAGCUCGAAUGUGUUGUUGUGUCUCGUCUUGGCAUAUUUAUUGACUUUUGUGAUAGAUCAGGAAGUAAUCAUUCUACCUAUUCUAACUCCGUGUUCAUAGUACUUUAACUCCUCAAUUUGUAGAAGAAUAAUCACUCAGAACAGCUGUUGAAAACUCACAACUACUGUCUUUUACCACCGUGAUCAAUAAAGUUAGAUGUUUUGAAAGUGUUGGGUGUGAUUUGAGUUUUUGGUUUUGCUGUUAACAUGUAGACACUGUAACAUUUAUUAUAUUAUUUUAAGGAGUAAUAAAGCUCUCGUCAGUUGCUGUAAGUCAAUGUGUUGUGGGAUUGUUAUCUGAAAUGGAUCUGAAACAAGAUUGAAAACUUUAUUAAAAUCUUCAUAUCCUGAAAACAAGUUUCCUCCCUGUACAAUGAUAUGAAUGAAAAAGAAUAACAUUGGCAUAUUUUUCAAAUCUAAAAGGAUGUGACUAUGUAAGCUAUCAUUGAAAAAGACACCAUGGUCUGAGUGCACUAAGAUGCUGCAUUCAGUUAGCUAUCCUCUUUUUUUCUCUCUAUUCAGUUGCUUUAAGGCAGUUUUCCCCGCAUUGUUUCAUCAUGCGUCUUUCUUUUGAAUCAUCACCCCUUUGUAUUCCUUACUGUUCUGUUUGAAUUCAAUUCUCACUGCACUCUUUUCAUUUUUACCCUUUGUUGUUCUAACAGUGGAAAUUACAACACCACCCUUCUUCAUUUAUCCUCAGCCAUCUCUCCUUCACAUUCCCACCCAGAAACCUCAGUCCCUAACCUCCCUCCUUACCAGUCGUCCUCCUUCCCGUCUUCCCCUGUUCUUUUCUCCCUCUCCCUCCACCCCCUCAGUUUUUUCUCUCCAUGGUCCUGAGUUUGUCCCUCGUUAUAA
Molecule: messenger RNA, 4746 nt
Organism: Morone saxatilis (striped sea-bass)
Lineage: Eukaryota; Metazoa; Chordata; Actinopteri; Moronidae
Gene: rufy2
Product: RUN and FYVE domain containing 2
Exons: 14
Coding region: 446-2053 (535 amino acids)
Cellular component (GO): cytoplasm
Molecular function (GO): metal ion binding
Source: RefSeq, a predicted model, not a curated record